CAUGUUUCUAGAAGAUUAAAAAAACAAUUUAUCAGAUCAGGUGGACAAUCGUAAUUCAUAAACGAAGCUAUUAUAAAGAUAAAUUAGUAUAUUUAAAUAUUUGAUGAACUUAACAAAGAUUUAAAAGCAAUGAAAGAAACAGAGGGAAGAGACAGACUUAUCACCAACGAAGAAGAAAACAAAAGAGAUUGAACUUGGAAGAAGGAGAGAAAACAAACACACACACAGACGGCGUAGAAGUUGGUAAAAAAAACUAUUUAUAAACUCACAACCUUACUGGAUUCCUUCACAAGUUAGGGUAUCGUUUUCUUUUUUGCAUAAAAAAAAAUAUAUAUCUAUACAUAUUAUUCAUAGGAGUCGAACGUGGGUUGCUUAGGAAACAUUGGGAGUCCCGAAACCAUAUUGAUAUAUCAUAUUUUCAGAAUUGAGGGCCUUUUAAAAGCCUAUAUAUUUGGGGGCCUGAGGCAAAUGCCUUUUUUCUUACCCAUAGGCACGACCCUGGAUCUAACGUGUCAAGUGAAAGGGCUGAGGAAAAUGCGUGAUGAUUUCUUAGCUACUGUGUUUGGGGAAGAAAAACUAAGUAUAGGGGCAUCUGAUAUAAAACCGAGUUUCAUGAGGGACUGGUUCCAGGGAAAUAAAAUUCUUGUUGUUUUUGAUGACGUGAGUAAUUCUAGAGAUGUAGAAACUGUACUUGGAGGGUAUGUCUGGUUUUCUCAUGGUCACAGAAUCAUCUUAACCUCUAGGAGAAAACAAGUUCUUGUACAGUGCAAGGCUAAAGAGCCAUACGAGUUCCAAAAGCUAUGCGAGUUUGAAUCUUCUCGUCUUUGCAAGCAAUAUUUGAAUGGAGAAGAUGUGGUCAUCUCGGAACUUAUGAGCUGCAGUAGUGGUAUCCCAUUGGCUCUCAAUGUUUUAGGUUCCUCUGUAUCGAAGCAGGAUAGAAGCAAUAUGAUGGAACAUCUACAAAGCUUGCGGAGAAAUCCUCCAACUCAGAUUCAAGACGCAUUUAAGAGAAGCUUUGGUGGACUAGACGAAAACGAAAAGAACAUAUUCUUGGAUCUUGCAUGUUUUUUCACAGGGGAGAACAAAGAUGAUGUGGUGCAACUACUUGAUGCUUGCGGGUUUUUUACAUAUUUGGGAAUCUCUGAUCUCAUUGACGAGUCUCUCAUUAGCGUUGUAGAUAAUAAAAUAGAGAUGCCUGUUCCUUUUCAAGACAUUGGUCGAUUUCUAGUUAAUGAAGAAGACGAGAAUCCAUGCGAACGUAGCAGACUAUGGGACUCUAAAGACAUUUCUAAUGUAUUGACAUGUAAUUCUGGAACUGACUCGAUCGAAGGCAUUUUCAUGGAUGCAUCUGACUUGACCUGUGAGCUUAGUCCUACUGUGUUUGGUAAGAUGUAUAGACUUAGAUUGCUGAAGCUCUAUGGGAACCAGUGCAAGCUACGUUUAUCUCAAGGCCUCGAGACUUUGCCUGAUGAGCUCAGGUUACUUCACUGGGAGAAUUACCCUCUGAAAUGCUUGUCUCAAAAAUUUAAUCCUGAGAACCUUGUAGAGGUAAACAUGCCUUAUAGCAACAUGAAGAAGCUAUGGGAAGGGAAGAAAAGUCUCGAGAAGCUAAAGAAAAUUAAACUGAGUCACUCCAGAAACUUAGCUGACAUUACGGUGUUAUCAGAAGCCCUGAACGUUGAACAUAUUGAUCUCGAAGGAUGUACGAGUCUUGUUGACGUUAGCACAUCUAUUCCUAGUUGUGGGAAGCUUGUUUCCUUGAAUUUGAAAGACUGUUCACAGUUGGUAAAGCUGCCUGCUAUGUUCGGGUUAACAUCUCUCAAGCUUCUUCGUAUGUCUGGUUGUUCAGAGCUCGAGGAGAUUGAGGAUUUUGCACCAAACUUGAUAGAGUUAUAUCUAUCUGGGACUUCCAUAAGAGAACUUCCAUUGUCAAUCGAGAGUCUUUCUGAACUUGUUACACUUGAUCUUGAGCACUGCACAAGGCUUAAGUAUCUACCAAACGGAAUAAGCAACUUACGAUCUAUGGUGGAGCUUAAGCUGUUUGGUUGCACAAGUCUUGAUCAAAAAAGCUUGGAAUCUACAUGAUUUCGCCUAGGAGAAGUUGAAAAGGUGAGGUCACUCGGAAGGAAACAAAAAGGUGUUUCACGGUCGGUAAUCUUUGUGUUUCAUGUUUACUGAUAGAUUUGAUGAUCUUCAUAAUUUUUUUUCUUUUUUCUUACUUGGCCAACAGGCCGAACACAACCAUACGUCUUGGUUAAUAUUCAUAAUCACCACCACCAGCCAAAUCAUGGCCACACAAGACAACACACUCACGUGUGUGAAAACCAAAUACCAGAAUUUUUGUCUAUAGAGUUUGGAUAAAUCUCAUUACCAACUCACAAUUAGAACAAAAAGAAAGAAAGACUCCAACGUUAAAAGAAGCGAUGGAGGAAGGUCAAAAUAAAAGAUAGAGAAACUCAAAUUUCAAACUCAAACCAUAAACCACAUCAAAGAUCUUGGCUCUGAUACCAUAAUAGAUUUGAUGAGAGUAAGAAUACAAAGGUGUUUAGGAAGAAUUAAUAUUAGACUGUCAUGAUUGUACUUGUACAAGAUACAUUCUCUUAUAUAGAGAUGAGUU
Molecule: messenger RNA, 2617 nt
Organism: Camelina sativa (false flax)
Lineage: Eukaryota; Viridiplantae; Streptophyta; Magnoliopsida; Brassicales; Brassicaceae
Source: RefSeq, a predicted model, not a curated record